UCUACCACAGAAUAUCUCAGAUUCAUAACGGUUACGUCAAAGAGUCAUGUAUCAUAAACAAACUGUCGCCUAUUCCUACAUCAAAACAAAAAUUAGUUAAAAUUAUCAAAUCGAAACUAGUUUAUAAUUUAGAAAAUGUUGAACAGAAAUUCCGGAUUUUGGUUGUUUUGCUUAACAAACAGCAAAACUAGAAAAGUAUUUUGGAUACAAUUUUCAUCAAAGAGAUCCCGUUAAGAAGAAAAUCCGAGUCAGCAUCAGCGUUGAGCGCAUGCGUUACAAACAGGUAGUAUGACGGAAAGAAACAGUGUUACGCAUUCAUUUAAAUCCCUUCUCUUCCACUAACAAUAUUUUACGAUCCAAAGAUUAAACGCGUUUUAUAUGAGAAUUAAACUAAUGCAUGAACUGAUCUCCUUUUGGUUUGUUUUUUGCGACUGUUUUAUGAUGAAAAGACGGGACACGUCAUGUGAUAUUCUUCUACUUUUGGUUCAAUACUUUAACUGUUUUGAAAGGGAUCUUAUUAUUAGCAAAUGGACACGGUUGUCUCAGGUUCUUAUAUUUACGCCAUUAAAUGAUGAUAUGUGCUUUUGACUAAUGCAACAAAUACAUCAUUGGUCACCACCAAGAUUUCCAAUUUAACCAAAUUGCAACAUUAAUCACAUUAACAACAAAAAGCAGCCAGAAAUUGGAACGAAAGCGACUUUUACAUCUCAAUAUUACAUGUUCUUUGAGCAACAGUUAAUCUGCCAAGGAAUGGGACAAUUGCCUACAGAAGCAGCAAAGGAAAUUUAUGGAUGCCUCAUCGCCAUUUUCAGCCAUCACAUCGAAAAACUACGACGAUUCUUCCACGGCAAUACUAGCUUCAAAGAAUUGACCGGAUAUCUAUUUGCAUUUGCAUAUGUCAGUGAUGAAAAAUUCAGCGACGAAACGUGAUUAGAAACCUUAACGAGAAAGAUCCUGUUUAUACUUAGAGAUAGAAGCUAGACAACAAAAAGAGCAGAAUUCAAUUACAAGACAGUCUUAUUGGUCUGUUGUCAAGAACAGGUGCAGGUUGUGCAAGAAAGCGGUGUAGCGACGGGAUACACAAGAUCCACGAGGCAUACUUAAAGCACGCAUAACAUUGACUUAACUUAUAGGAUUAGAUGAUAGUGAUUGCUUGUCUUGGAACAGAGAGAGUUCAGUGCAAAAUCGUUUCAUAGCGGCAGCUGUAACGAUCAAGCGACAGACUAAGAUGCAGAUUAUAGACAAGUGAUAUCACACGAGAAACGCAGAUAUUGACCAAGUGUCAUAAGGGGAAAGUGUGGGACGGCAGGUCAAAUCAUUCGCCGACGCAGAAAAACAAAGUCAAAUAUUCAAAGCAAAGAGCUCGUUAGAAUGAGAAGAAGACAGAUGAUGUUAUGGGCACAUCUACAUAAAUUUGAAAUAUUUUUAUGUAUUUGCUGUGAGGUUGCUGAUAUUUUGAUGUAGUCUAGAGAACUUCAUGUGACGACAUCGAGUCUAUCUUCGGAAGGUUUGUUACAAUGUUUUAAAGGCAAUGUCGAAAGGGACCAUUCUUUUGAUCAUGUAGCGUUCAAAUGUUUGCCUUUCAGCUUCUGCUAAGAGCAUGCAUCUAGUGAUUUACAGCAAGAGAAAGCACCACGGGUUGACAAACAAAGCUGUUGAAACUUAAGAGCUUCGAUUCACGAAACGGAAUUCGGGUUGAGAAAAAUGCCGCACGCAAAAAACUACUUACAAACAGCGAUUAUUUUUGCAGUUUUUGCCACAGUGUUUUCGAAUUUGACUGACAUUUGUGCAACGCCAAAAAAAUUGGUGAAAGAAGGCGACUUCACAAUAGCUGGUUUAUUUCCACUUCACUUGUACAACGCUGCAUCGGACUCGUACAGCUACAAUCUACAAGCCGCCGUUUGGGCUGAAGCGAUGAUCUUUGCUAUCAAUGAAAUUAAUGAUAAGAAAAUGCUACCAGGAAAUAAGACAUUUGGGUACAAAAUUUAUGAUACUUGCAAUAUGAUAUCGACUGCGCAACUAAGCGUUCUUGAACUGUUUCUUGGUGGGGAUACGAAAAAUGAGCGGGCGGAGACAACUCAGUCAAAAAAACCUGGACGCGAAAAUUAUAGUAACUGCAGUUGCCGCUCCUUUGAACCUUCAGUGGUUUCAGUUAUCGGUGGGGCUUCAUCUAAAAUAUCGUCUGCUGUUUCUACGCUCUUGAGCGUCGACGGUGUGCCGCAAAUCAGUUACUCUUCGACAAGCACAGUCCUGUCGGUCAAAAAAUACCAUCCGAGCUUUCUUCGCACCAUACCACCAGAUAAUUUUCAAGCUAAGUUUAUUGUUGAUGUUUUGAAGCAUUACGGCUGGAAGUAUAUCAACCUUUUAGCAUCGGACGACUCGUAUGGUAGAGUUGGAGUUGACUACUUUCUGCCACAGCUCGCCAACAAUGGGAUGUGCGUAGCGUUAAUGAACACGUUUAAUACAGGCGCGAACUCGCGUGAUAUGGAGAACAUUGUUAAAAGGCUUUCAGACAGCGAAGCAGCAAAUGUUACGGUCCUGUGGUGCGGCAGAACAAGCGCGCGGGCAGUCAUUCGCGCAGCAGCAAAUGUAAAUUUGUACGGGCAAACAUGGAUAGCCACUGAAGGUUGGGCUGGUGACGAAGAGAUCCUUCACAGUGGCCCAAAUGUCAUGGAGGGUCUUUUCGGAGUUAUACCUUUAAUGAAAUUCUAUCCACCAUUCGAAAAUUAUAUAGUUGGAAAGUCGAUUCAAGAUUUAAAAUCAUAUCAGCUGUUCUAUAACGCAGGACAUUGCAAUGGCAGUCGUAGCGAAUCUUCAAGUUCGUGUUUGAGUUCCAGCCCUUUCCAAAACUCCUCCGGUACAUUAAGAAUUAAAAUACCUAAUGUUAUUGAUGCGGUGUACGCUGUUGCUAAUGGGCUAGCUAGAAUCCUGUCUGAGAACCAAAAUAUCUCCAGUCUUGAAAAAACACCAUUACAUUCGAUGUUAUUGGAAGCAAUUAAAAAGCUCAAAUUUGAAGGAUCAACCGGCAUUAAUGUACACUUCAAUCAAAACGGAGAUCCAAAUACUGCUGCUUAUUCACUUGUCAAUACGAGGCAAACUAGAGAUGGCAAACUUGAAUUCCAAAUAGUUGGUCAGUGGGACAGUGAAAGUCGACAGAUCGCGUUUUCCAAUAAGACAAUAGUCUCUUUCGCGCGGAGCAGUUCGAGUGCGCCGCCUUCAAGGUGUGCAGACGAAUGUGGUCCGGGAUAUUAUGCACUGACUGAAACGAACAAAAAGUGUUGUUGGAAAUGCCUAAAGUGUCCCAAAGACACAUACAAGGAUACGCAUGGCAACCAAAAAUGCAAGUCGUGUCCCAAACUGAGUAUUUCAAAUGAAAACAAGACCACUUGCUUAGAGCUGGAAGAGAAGUACCUAAGGUUCAAUUCUCUUCAUGGAAUAGUGAUAAUCGCUUUAUCUGCAAUAGGCUCACUUUUUAGCCUUGGCGGAAUGCUUGUUUUUGUGUUGUUCAAAGACACGCCCCUUGUGCGAUCUUCAAAUCGAGACCUGUCUCUUCUGCAACUAACGAUAUCAACUCUAUCAUUUCUAUAUCCAUUGCUGUUUCUAAUCAAGCCAAAUUUGCUGAUUUGCUACUCAAAACCGCUAAUAUUCGGUGUGCUGUUCGCCAUAUCAAACUCGAUAAUUUUUACAAAAGCAGACAGGUUGCUGCGGAUUUUCAAAAUCAACUACCGAGUAAAACGGCGUAGUGUUAUACUAAUGCUAUCGAACAAGUUUCAGCUGAUGAUUGUGUCUUCGAUGGCCGGGCUAGCUGUUCUCAUAUCUACAAUGUCAUUUGUUUUUGAACCACCCGCGUUAUCUCACGAGAUUAACGAAGAGUCCCGCAGCAUUUUAAUACAAUGUGUCAAUGUUACACUCCCGACCAACUUACUUGUAGGGUAUACUGGUAUGAUAUCGCUGACAUCCAUCUUUUACACCUUUAAAGCAAGAAAUCUUCCGCGGGAAUUCAGGGAAGGUCGCUACAUUGGCUUGGGGAUGUUUGUAAUCUCGCUUACGUGGCUGUUCUAUCUACCAGUUUCAAGCACAACCUCUUUAAAAGAGCUGAUUGAAUUUCCUUUUUGUAUAGCUGUGUUCAUUGCAAACGCAACAAUCUUAUUAGUAGUUUAUGGGCCUAGAACAUGGCGUAUUUUAGCGCACUCUGAUGAGAAUAAUGUCGAGACAUUUCGCAGUCGACUGAUGACUUUUACAAUACAAACGUCAAUGGUUGCCAAAGCCGUUGAAAAGCCUGUCACUCUUAAAGGUUAACAGCUUAUGCACAAACUAGCUGAACUUCUUUUCAACGAAUGUUUUCCUAUUAGAAAUAUGGUAAAAACACUCAAAAUUGACUAUUAGGAAUCUAAUCUUCCAACGUGGUUCAGCAAAAUUCGCAGUGUAGAAAUAAAACAUAGAUAUUGCGUUUAAAACUAUAACAAAAAAGUAAUAAAUAACGUGAACAGGCCACAUCACAAUAAAAAAUAUACCACGCUUUUUGGCAUAAGAACACUUGGCCCAACUUUCAGCCGGGAGUUUCUUGUCUUUUGCAUAAAUUCAGACUAAAAGAAUUUCCUGUGCAUAGUAGUGUUUAGAUAUAUCAAGAUCACAUUAAGAAUUUUUUAAGUUGGUCUUAUUUUUGGGUAAAUCCCAGCCUGAUGUUUCUUAUCAGGAUUCUUCUCAUAAAAAAGCGUGUAAUAAAUUUUAAACAAACUAACUUCUAAAAGCACAAGUAUCAACACAAGGCUUUAAAACUUCUUAUUAUAUCGAUCCAGACUUUGAAAAAAUAACCUCGAUUCAACUUUUCUAAAAUGACAGAAAACACGCCUAGAUAUUUCAGAUAUUCUUAUUAGGUUGACAGUACUUU
Rhopilema esculentum is the source of this 4891-nucleotide messenger RNA. RefSeq names its product extracellular calcium-sensing receptor. Gene Ontology annotation, cellular component: membrane. Gene Ontology annotation, biological process: G protein-coupled receptor signaling pathway. Gene Ontology annotation, molecular function: G protein-coupled receptor activity. The record is from RefSeq and is a predicted model, not a curated record. Lineage: Eukaryota; Metazoa; Cnidaria; Scyphozoa; Rhizostomeae; Rhizostomatidae.